This is a messenger RNA of Rotaria sordida, 570 nucleotides long. Lineage: Eukaryota; Metazoa; Rotifera; Eurotatoria; Philodinida; Philodinidae. The record is from the annotation of a GenBank genome assembly.
AUGAAUACUGUAAUGCGCGCUCAAAAAUCUGGUUUUGCUCAUGUCGCAUGGGAGAAGGUUCAAUCAAAAUAUGAUGUUGUACAAGCUUAUGAAGCUUUAGAAUGGAUUAAAGAAAUGAUUGGUGAACAAUUUGAUACUAGUGGUGAUAUGGAUAAUGUUUAUAAUCAAUUAAAAGAUGGUCGUAAACUUUGCCAAUUAAUGAAUUCUAUUGUACCAAAUUCUAUUCCAAAAAUUAAUAAUGGUGAAAAUAGUUUUAAACUUAUGGAAAAUAUUGCUCGUUUUGUUCAAGCAGCUAAAAUUUAUGGAUUAACUGAUGCUGAAACAUUUCAAACAGUUGAUCUAUAUGAAAAAUUGAAUCUCCAUCAAGUUAUUGUUUGUCUUUUUGCACUUGGUCGAAAAGCUCAAAAACAAGGUUUACGUGGUUUAGGUCCAAAAGAAAGUGAUAAAAAUGAACGAAGUUUUUCAGCAGAAACAUUAAAACAAGGUAAUAUGGUCAUUAGUACUCAAUAUGGAUAUAAUAAAGGAGCGACACAAUCAGGCAUGAAUUUUGGUAAUACACGUCAUAUGUAA